AUGCCCGCGAAUCACCCCGAAAAUGCCCUGUCCAACGGACAUGAUGAGACGUCGCACUCUUCUCACAGUGCCAGCACCGGCUCCAGAAAGGGAUCGGCCAAAUCCAAGAAGGCCUCCGGCGGCCCUGCCAGCAGCGAUGAAGCGACACGACUUCUCCAGGCCAGGAUUUCCCAGUUGGAACAAGAUGCUACAGCGGACAAAGAGCAGGAGGCAGAAAUUGAACGUGAGGUUAAGCGUGCCCACCGCGACAUGAUCAACCAAACUGCCAAGAUGGACGAUGUGCCCAAGAUCGACUUUCUGAUGAAGAAGUCCAGCGACCUUCUUGCGGAAAUGCGCCGGGUCGACCGCGAAAACCAGAAGAAUAGGAAGCGAGGUGACGUGCUGCAAAAGGAGCGCGACAACAGCCGCUCGGAUCUGUCGAAGCAAGUUCAGCUCAAGGAGAAACUCGAGAAGCUGUGCAGAGAACUGCAAAAGGACAACAACAAGCUCAAGACAGAGAAUAAGGAACUCUACACGACACACGUGCAUGCCAAGAGCGCGUCGGAUGAACGUUUUGCGCAGGUUCUUGCCCGACUUGAAGGUUGCCAGGAAGACAGAGACGUGCCCAAGAAGCAGGUGGUGGACAUAGCCAUGGAGGAUCUCUUCAAAACUCGCUUCAAGUCGCUCAUUGACCAGUACGAGCUACGUGAGCUACACUUCCACUCCCUCAUGCGGACAAAGGAGCUGGAAGUGCAGUAUCACAUGUCGCGCUACGAGAGGGAGAAGAAGAAUGCCGAAGCGGAGUCAUCAAAAUCUCGCCAACUGCAAAGCCAGGUCCAAGCAUUCACCAAGACGGAGACGGAGUUGAGGAAUCAGCUCAAUAUAUAUGUCGACAAGUUCAAGCAGGUCGAGGACACGUUGAACAAUAGCAAUGAUCUCUUCUUAUCUUUCCGGAAAGAAAUGGAGGACAUGUCUAAAAAGGGCAAGCGGCUGGAGAAGGAGAACGACGCGCUCAAGAGACACAAAGACGCCACGAACGCCAACAUCAUCCGCAUGGCGGAGGAACGUCAGGAGUGGAAAAGGAAGAGCGAUGAGGCCGAUCGGAAGAGCAACAAGCUCAUGAGCAUCAUACAGGGCAUGCAGCAGCAAGGCCGGCAGGUUCCUCCCAACUUGGCAAGCACCCUCGACAGCUACAACGACCCGCAUCCCCAGGGCGAGGGCGAUGAGGAGGAAAGCGAGUAUUCCGAGGAAGAGGAGGAGCUGAGCGAGUUCGAUGAGGCUGAAGACGACGAGGAUACAGAGGAUGAGGUGCGUUCCGGGAGCCAGGCCGCGCCGGUCUAUGGGCCAGAACGACCACCUCACCAGCAGGUCCAGCAUAGCGUCAAUGGCCACUAG
Molecule: messenger RNA, 1374 nt
Organism: Emericellopsis cladophorae
Lineage: Eukaryota; Fungi; Ascomycota; Sordariomycetes; Hypocreales; Bionectriaceae
Product: Gamma-taxilin-like protein
Exons: 5
Coding region: 1-1374 (457 amino acids)
Molecular function (GO): syntaxin binding
Source: RefSeq, a predicted model, not a curated record